Miscanthus lutarioriparius is the source of this 360-nucleotide messenger RNA. NCBI's taxonomy places the organism in Eukaryota, Viridiplantae, Streptophyta, Magnoliopsida, Poales, Poaceae. The record is from the annotation of a GenBank genome assembly.
AUGGAGAGGUUCGCCGCCAUGGUCGUCGGCCACCGAGCCGCGGCCGCCCCUGUUCCUGCUCCCGCGCCGGCGGCCAAGGGGAAGGGGAAGGUGGUGGAGGACGCGGCGUACCUGAGCAUCCAGCUGGAGGAGAUCGUCAUUGUGAAGAACGACGACGUCGCCAGCCUUGGCGCCGCCCGCAGCCGCAGCACCCUGACCAGCGGCGCCUCCACCUCCAUGGGGCAGCGCGUCGCGGCCGCGGCGGCUCCACCACCCUCAGGGAUAUCGGCGGCUGCGGCUGCCGCGGCCCGAGGCGCGUUGUCGACGACCGCGGGCUGGAUCGGGGGCUCGGAUGAGCUGAGGUCUAGGGUUUUUGCUUGA